ACCACAAUUCCACUUUGCUGCUAAACAAGACAUUUCGGACACUUGUAUUAUAUUUGACGUAGGCCGUUUUCUCUUCCAGGGUGUGAAAAAAAAAAUAAAAUCAAUAGCUUUAACGUUUUCUUUUUAGGAAAGUGCGACAUCAACACUUGAUCUUCUUUUUCGGGCAAUAGAGGAUGCAGACAAGUGCAGCACUAACAUUUUGAACAGUGUAAGUUACAGUAUGUUAUGAAAACAUUAACGAUGGCAUUUUUUAUUAAUUGGGCUGGCUGCAUCCGAAGAACCCAGGAGAAUCUGAAUCGAUAAUUGAAUAGCCGGUUUUGAACAGAAGUCAAGGGGGCGUGGUCUUGGCGUGUGCAGCCACCUGAUGCAUGCACGCGAGCAGACAGCCACGCAGCAUUUCACACUGAGACGCUCCUCGAAAGAAACGGCGUGAAAGUCACGCACAUGGGUGGGGAAGCCCUCGGGAAGCCCGCCAGGGUGUAAGCGUGGACCGCUUUUGCAUCGCACCCAUGUUGGACGUGCUCCUCUCCGGGGCGCCUCCCAGCCGCCGGCGAAUAUGUUGCCUCCUCCGGUUGCGUGGAAACUAAACGGGCGAACGUUGAGAACGGCCGCGGAAGCGUCUCAUCAACCCACAGCAAGUUUAAUCAGCUGCACGGUGGAGGGGGGGAUACAAAGGAUGCGUUGGAGCAUGACGAGGAGCGACAGAGCGCCGCAAACGUGAGUGCUGCACUCAUCAAAUUGGCUCACCGGUUACCGGGGCGAUUGAUGCAUGGCGUGCCCCGUAUGACAAGAUGUCCAUCCUGGUCGACUACGUGGUCAUGUGUUUGCUGCUGCACAGCCUGGUGCUCAUGACCUUCUGCUUCCACCACGCCGCCACCACUUGCUCCAAACACUGCUACUGCUCCGAGAGCGACGACGGCGGCGGCAAGACGGUGCGCUGCAGCAAUCAGCGGCUGACCGAGAUCCCGCAGGACAUCCCCAACGACACGCGGCGAGUCUACCUGGACUUCAACCUCUUGACUUCAAUCCCGGCCAACGCUUUCGCCGGCUUGUCCCACCUGUUGGAACUGGAUCUCUCGCACAACGACAUAAGUCAGCUGCAGCCGGGCGCCUUCCGAGGCUUGGGCUCCUCAUUGCAGUUCCUCGACCUUUCCGGAAACAAGUUGGCCAAUUUCAACGCCGACUCCUUCGAGGGCCUGCGGGCUCGGGCCAAUUUAACCAACAACCCCUGGCAUUGCGACUGCAACCUGCAGAUGGCCUUGCCCCGCGUGGACCUGGAGCCCGUGUCGCUGACCGGCAUCGUGUGCCAGACUUCAGACCCGGAGGAAAUGAGCGUUCAGGGAUUGGCCUUCCUCUUGGAGCCAGAUAUUGACUUGUGUAUGGUGAUGAAGAGGACUACAGACGUGGCCAUGCUGGUGGUCAUGUUUGGCUGGUUCACCAUGGUCAUCUCUUACUUGGUCUACUACGUCAGGGCCAACCAGGAGGACGCCCGCAGACAUCUGGAGUAUCUCAAGUCGUUGCCCAGCAGGCAAACCAAGUCGGAGGAGUCUUCCACCAUCAGUACUGUCGUUUAGCCUCGAGGCCAGUGUUUCCCAACCUUUACUAAGCCAAGGCAUAUAUUCGACAGGAGAACAAGCUCACAGCAGGACACAAAAAUCUCGUCCAAAGUAUAUGGGUCAGUCCACUGAGUCCGUGCCAUUUGCUCGUUGUAAAUCUCUCAAAAUCAACUUCAAGACCCUUCUGUGUGAAAAUUGGCAGAUAGGGGAUCACUGUAGCUUUUGCCUUCUACUGGAAGAGCAUUUCAGUAUUCUGCCUUACACUAUAUGUCGCUGGCAUUGAUAGACAGGUUGAUAGAUGAAAAAUAUGCAUUAUUUGUAGUAAAUAAAUAAUACUUUUCAGACCAGUUGAGUGAAAAUGGAUAAUUGAAGUGGUUGGGAAUCACUGCUAUAUGCUUACUAGGGUUUUUCUAAAAUGGGUACCAGCAACACUACUCACGCUUACUGAUUGAUGUGCUUUAUCAACUUCUCUCUGCUUUCAUUUAACUGCAGUGUUUUAAAUCACACAGACAACACAAAUGAUUCGUGAUUCAAAGUUUACAAGUGGAAUCAAACGGAAACUAUCUAGCAAGCGCAGCAAUGCAGAUUAUCAGAACGGCUCAGGUUAUUUUCCCCGCUUGCAUGGCCUCUAGGCAGAAUUCAAUCAUAAGCGCGUCACUUGUGCCUACUCCACUGAAUGACAAAUCAGGGGGCAACGGGUACCGAAGUCCAUCUUUACUGCUCCAUUCACCAAUAUAAAAAAAAAAAACAAAAAAAAAGAUAAAUGAAUGAUAAAACUCACCGACUUUGCUGGUUGAAUGAGAAGCUCGGGGCUGACAAUGUCACAUAGGAACAGGAAGGCCGGACAGAUACGACGACGGGUGGGGGGGGGGGGGGUAACAGCACUUAAGGAUAAUGAGGCUUUAAUGAGCAUUUCAUAAGUGAAUCAGUACUGUAUUCAAGAUGGGAAAUUAUUAGGAAUUGUGCCUCUGGGUUCCACAUCUUGGACAUACACCAAUCAAGAUGGAGCUGCCUUUACUUUCAACUUUAAUGAGCUGUGCUAACUGAGCUAAUUGUUGGUAAUAUGUUUCUGUGCAUGAAAAAUCAAGCCGAUGCAACGCGGCCCCGAUGAAUUAUUCAUCUCUCGGCGGCCCAUUAGCACUUUUAGCGGGAUGCGGUUCCAUGCUUUUAUCAGCGAGUAAAAAGCUGUGGCAUGUUUCGGGUGAACUUGGGUUAUGACUGCAUCUUGAAGUAGUUUCUGAUAGAUAUGAAGGUAUACAAAACGAAACAGCAAUACAUAGUGGAUUUUUUUUUUUUUUCCCCAUCGCAUGUACAAUACUCAUUUGUAUAUUUUCAUCAAAAAGAUGUUUGGCUUCUAAAGUGUUGGUCUUCUUGCAAGUGCGUGGAAUGCAUGAAUGUCAGCUGUCAAAGUUCACACUGUUCCUACUUAACAUAACAAUAAAAAGGCCAAUGUUCACA
This is a messenger RNA of Phyllopteryx taeniolatus (common seadragon), 3014 nucleotides long. It is a transcript of the gene lrrc3ca, whose product is annotated as leucine rich repeat containing 3Ca. The record is from RefSeq and is a predicted model, not a curated record. Gene Ontology annotation, cellular component: extracellular matrix. Lineage: Eukaryota; Metazoa; Chordata; Actinopteri; Syngnathiformes; Syngnathidae. The transcript is spliced from 3 exons. Gene Ontology annotation, molecular function: protein binding. The coding region runs from base 792 to 1574 and encodes 260 amino acids.